UAAAAAAAUUAGCUCUUUUUAAUAAUUUAUACUAGGUAUUACCAUUGCUAAAUUUUAUUUAUGUAUACCUAUAUAUUUAUUUUAAAACUUUAUUAAAUUGGUUAUUUAUUCUUAUUCUUACACCAAUAAUAUAAUUAUUAAUAUUGUAAAAGAAUAUGGUUAAACUUUACAAGCAAUAAAAUAAUCAACCUCAUUUUGAUAAAUCAUAAAUCUAUAUAAAAAUGACCAGCUUAUUUAUGAUGAUUAAUAAGAUCGGUAGCAAGAAUCAAGUUAGACUUGGUGCACUGGAAAGUCCCUUUCAUCUUUUCACAUUCAUCCGCAACUUGACCUUGACGACAGUGGAUUUAACACAGAAGUCUGGUAAAUCUAAAUUGAAAAUGCAAGCAAAGCUUAAUGAAGUGGAGAGGAAUACCUCACUAGCCCCUCUGUUCUCUCAAGGAUGGAAAUUGGUUGAAAACCGGGAUGCUAUUAACAAGGAGUUUUUGUUUAAAGAUUUUAAUCAGGCUUUUGGUUUUAUGAGCCGCACAGCUCUUCUUGCUGAAAAGAUGGAUCACCACCCAGAAUGGUUUAAUGUAUACAACAAAGUACAAGUUACCUUGUCUUCACACGAUGUUAAUGGAUUAAGUGGAAGAGAUGUAAAACUGGCAAACUUCAUGGAAGAUGUUGCCAAAGGUAUUAAGUCUUAAAAAAUAAUAUGGACCUCAAGUUUCUGUAAUAUGAUAACAAUCUCGAUAUACAAUAAGACUAUCUUAUAAUUAUGUUUUGUUGACUGUUAGAAGACUUUAUUUACAUUUGUUUUGGAUAAAUCUACAUUUGUUUGUUAAUAAACUGUGCAUAAUAA
Diabrotica virgifera virgifera (western corn rootworm) is the source of this 841-nucleotide messenger RNA. RefSeq names its product probable pterin-4-alpha-carbinolamine dehydratase. Gene Ontology annotation, molecular function: 4-alpha-hydroxytetrahydrobiopterin dehydratase activity. Gene Ontology annotation, biological process: tetrahydrobiopterin biosynthetic process. The coding region runs from base 222 to 686 and encodes 154 amino acids. The record is from RefSeq and is a predicted model, not a curated record. The transcript is spliced from 3 exons. Lineage: Eukaryota; Metazoa; Arthropoda; Insecta; Coleoptera; Chrysomelidae.